CUCGCGGGGCUUGGCGGAGGGAUCUGGAGGGAGCGGCCUCCGCACUGCUCGCCCUUCUUCGGCGCCGCCAUCUUGGAUUUUAAUCCGCCAUUUUUCCCCCCUUGGAAUUAUUAUUACUAUUUUUUUAUGAUUAAUUUCUCCCCCCCGCCCGCCUCUGGCCGGAAUCCUGGGCGGCGGAGGCUGCGGCUCGGGACCGAAGGGGCUGCGGGCGGCGGAGAGGAGGACCCGGGGGCCCCCCGAGAGGCAGAGGUACCUCCCUUCUUUUGCCCUGGGGAAACAGGCAUUGCUAGGACACAGGAAGUGAAAGAAGAGCCAGAUCCACAGGGAAGCUGAACUACAAUUAACUUCUUAAAGUCUUUAGAAGAAGGACUAAAUGCAACGGGGACAAAUUGUCUGUGGGAAUGAAGUGGUUGGGAGAAUCCAAGAACAUGGUAGUGAAUGGCCGGAGAAAUGGAAGCAGGUUAUCUAAUGAGCACCAUCAGAACCAGUCCAAAUUACAGCACCCUGGAAAAGAAAAUCCAAAGACUGGCAGAAAUGGAGUUGAGAGGCGGUCAAGCAGAUGUAGUGGUGGUUCGGGAUUUGAAGGCCAAAGUCGCUACGUGCCUUCCUCUGGAAUGUCUGCCAAGGAGCUAUGUGAAAAUGAUGACCUAGCAACUAGUUUGGUUCUUGAUCCAUAUUUAGGUUUUCAAACACAUAAAAUGAACACUAGACUGGGAUCCCAUUUCCAAGACACUUCAAUGCAUAUGCAAAUACAGAUACUCCAAAAACCAAAACAUCCCAGGAAUUUCAGGUUUCGACCAAUCAAAGGAAGGCAAGAAGAACUGAAGGAGGUAAUCGAACGUUUUAAAAAAGAUGAGCACUUGGAAAAAGCCUUCAAGUCCUUGACGGCAGGUGACUGGGCCCGGCACUAUUUUCUUAACAAGAACAAAAUGCAGGAAAGAUUGUUCAAAGAACAUGUCUUUAUUUAUUUGCGAAUGUUUGCAACUGAUAGUGGAUUUGAAAUAUUACCAUGCAAUCGAUACUCUUCAGAGCAAAACGGAGCCAAAAUUGUUGCAACAAAAGAGUGGAAACGUAAUGACAAAAUAGAGUUGCUGGUCGGAUGCAUUGCUGAACUCUCUGAACUAGAAGAGAAUAUGCUGCUCAGACAUGGAGAGAAUGACUUUAGUGUUAUGUACUCAACCCGAAAAAACUGUGCUCAGCUAUGGCUUGGUCCAGCUGCAUUCAUCAACCAUGAUUGCAGACCCAACUGUAAGUUCGUGUCUACUGGUCGGGAUACGGCAUGUGUAAAAGCUCUACGAGAUAUUGAACCUGGAGAAGAAAUUUCUUGUUACUAUGGGGAUGGGUUUUUUGGAGAAAACAAUGAAUUCUGUGAAUGCUACACAUGUGAAAGACGUGGAACUGGUGCUUUUAAGUCAAGAGUGGGGCUUCCUGUUCCUGCUCCUGUGAUCAAUAGCAAAUAUGGACUCAGAGAAACAGACAAGCGUUUAAACAGGCUGAAAAAGUUGGGUGACAGCAGCAAAAACUCAGAUAGCCAGUCUGUAAGCUCCAACACUGAUGCAGAUACCACUCAGGAAAAAGUUCAUGCAACUACACGCAAAUCUUCAAUGGGCAUAAAAAAGAACAGCAAAAGUAGAACAUUGACAAGGCAGUCUAUUUCAAGAAUUCCAACUUCAUCAAAUUCUACCUCAUCAAAACUAACUCAUCUAAAUAAUUCCAGGGUACCAAAGAGACUGAAAAAGCCUGCAAAGCCUUUACUUUCAAAGAUAAAGUUGCGAAACCAGUGCAAAAGGCCAGAGCAGAGAAACGCAUCCAGGAAACUCGAAAUGGGAAACUUGGUUCUGAAAGAGCCCAAAAUAGUCCUGUAUAAAAACUUGCCCAUUAAAAAGGAAAAAGAUGCAGAGGGACCAGUGAAAGUGGCCAUCUCUAGUGGUUGCUUAACAAGACAUGCAGCACGAGAAUACAGACUAAAUUCGGGGAAAGGUGCUCAUGAACCUGGGGAGGUAUCACCCUGUACAUAUAUAACAAGGAGGUCAUUGAGAACACGAAUGAAUCUGAAGGAGACCUCUGACUCAAAGCUUGAACCAAAUACGCUGAAUAGCUAUAAAAACAGUUUGAGUGGCAUGCGAACUAAUGGCUUGGAGCAGCAAUCUUGUGUGAUGCAGGAGAAUGAGCAGGCUCUUGUUACAUCACAUAACAAGGGGGAGGGUAAGUGUCCGAAGAAUGACAGGGUUGCGGCCAAAAAGAAAUCCCGACAAGGGAGACUAGCGAAGCCAUCUAUGAAAAUGGAGGAAACUGAUCCUGUACAUAACUCACCUGGCAAUGACACCAUGCCAGAUUUGAUCAGUUCCCAUUCUGACGUUGGAGAGAUUAACAAUGUCAUGGAUUCAGCCAUUGGAUAUAACGACUGCAUCCCUGUGUCAGGUGGCUGUUCCAUUGUAACUUCAGACACUUUCAAAGUAAAGAAUCGCUUUAGAACUGCAAAAAGCAAAAAGAAAAGGCGAAUCACAAGGUAUGAUGCACAGCUAAUUCUUGAAAACAGCUCUGGGAUCCCCAAACUGACUCUGCGGAGGCGGCAUGAUAGCAACAGCAAGACAAACGACCAAGAAAAUGAUGGAAUGAAUUCUUCAAAAAUAAGCAUUAAGCUAAGUAAAGACCAUGAAAAUGACAAUAACUUAUAUGUAGCAAAGCUUAAUAAUGGAUUUAACUCAGGAUCAAGUAGUAGUUCAACAAAAUUAAAAAUACAACUGAAACGAGAAGAAGAAAACAGGGGGACGUACUCUGGUGACCUCCAUGAGAAUGGGGUGUGUUGCAAUGAAUCUCUGUCUCUGUUGGAGUCACGAGUGGAAGUGGAUGAUUAUAGCCAGUAUGAAGAAGAAACUGUGGAUGAUUCUUCAUCUGCAGAAGAGGAGGAGGAGGAGGAAGAUGACGAGUAUGAGGAUGAUUUUGAAGAUGAUUUUAUUCCUCUUCCUCCAGCUAAGCGAUUAAGGCUUAUAGUUGGCAAAGAUUCAAUAGACAUUGAUAUUUCUUCCAGGAGGAGAGAAGAUCAGUCUUUAAGGCUCAAUGCAUAAGCUUACAGGUCUUAAACUGAAUAGGAUGUCCAUUUUUUAAAAAGAAAAACAAAACAAAAAAUUCCAGUCUAUUAUUCCUCAACUGAUGAACUUUCUGAAAAUGUUAGUGGAAGCACUUCUUUAUUGUUUAUUCACUUAUAUCAACAUAAUAUUGUAGAUAGUGUACAGCAUACUGACUCCUUAAGUCAUUUGUGCAGAUUUUUAUUGUACUUUUUAAUAGCCUUCUUAUGUGCAAUUCUGAGUUAGAGAAAAUGCUCUAUUGUAAAAUAAAGGCUCAAGCAAAAUUACAAAACCGCCAUCAGAUUUUUCCAUGCAGGAUAAUGAAAUCACAAUAAUGAGGCUACAUAAUAAUUUUUAAUCUGUGAGAGCAUUAUUUUGCUCAUAUAUCUGACUAAACAAUCUAAAAAAAAAAUCAUAGUAGCAACCUAUUAAGAUUUUCUAGUAUGUUAAUAUCACCAGCAAUGAACUACAGCUUUUUGGUUUAUUUGCUAGAUGUUUUUCCCCCUUGAAGUUUGUCAGUUUUAACACUGUAUGCUGUCCCCAGACGUACUGUUUGUGGCCUUUGUUAUAGUAGCAAACCGUUGGUUUGAAGUCAAAUUGAUUUCUUAAAAAAGGUGUUGACAGUUUGCUGACUUUUAGUACAUUAUAUGUACAAGGGUAGCAGUAUGCAGAAUACAAGUUUGGAUAUGGUGUAUUUAUUUCUUGUUGAUGUAAAUUAAACACCUUGUAUUUAACACUUUUUCGAUACUUUUAGAUAAAAUUGUUCUUUGCAAGAA
Molecule: messenger RNA, 3844 nt
Organism: Anolis sagrei ordinatus
Lineage: Eukaryota; Metazoa; Chordata; Lepidosauria; Squamata; Anolidae
Gene: KMT5B
Product: lysine methyltransferase 5B
Cellular component (GO): nucleus
Molecular function (GO): histone H4K20 methyltransferase activity; protein binding
Source: RefSeq, a predicted model, not a curated record